CAACAAUCCACAUUGUUCCCAUUUUGAGGUUAUAUUUUAUUAGGCUAGUUUGUAUUAAUGCAUCGAGUGCGUACAAAGUACAAUUUGUACAAGCAUCAUCAGACGGCCGUCGCGGAUUACGUUACAGCCAGAAUCCACCAUCUUCUCCUCCCCCUCCUUCCUUCCUAACACCAAUACCAACGUCAAAGGCCGGUCCUUUUCUCUUCUUUUCCCCUCUGCAAAUUCAAUCAAUAACAAGGCAGCAGUUUCGGUUUUUGACAAUACCAGCCUCCUCAGCCGCCUCUCACUGUAAAUUCAGGUGCUUUUUUUUUCUUUCUGUUCAGCUGAGCUGCUUAUAGAUUCAUAGUACUGGUUUGUGUAGAGAAUUUUAGAUGUUGGGUUUUGGAGUUUGACUGGACUUUUGUACAAGUUUCUGGUUUUUGUGAAUUGGGUUUCAAGCAAUUCGUGAAAGUUUGGAACUUUUGGUGGUUUUAGGUGUUCGGAUUGGUUUUUGAGGUACUUUUUCAGCUGGGUUUUCUGUGGAGCUUCUGAAUGUUGGGGUUUUGAAUUGACUGGAUUUUCAUAUGAGUUUGUGGUUUUGUGAAUUGGGUUUCAAGUAAUUUAGUAAAAGAUUGGAAUUUUGGUGCUUCCAGGUGUUGGGAUUGAUUUUUGGGAUACUUUUACCAGCUGGGUUUUAGAUAGUUUUCCUAUUUCCAGUUGUGAAUUGGCUAUUGAAGACUUUGGUUGAAUUCGUGGGCACGUCAAGAAAUCGAAUUCUCUAGUGGGGAACUAUGUGAAGAUAUGUAACUCAAUUUUCAUCCGUUUCGUUUGAUGAGGAUUUCAACCACUGUGUAACGAAUCGAGGUUCGAAUUGCUCAUUUCAGUGGCUGUUACAUAAGAAUCUUGCUGGUUUGGAGCAAUUUGAGGUCCUAAUUAUCGGUAACAGUACUGGCAGAAACGAAAACUGUCAGUAACUUUGAUCAGCUCCUUUCUUGUUUUUGGGAUUCUCUCAUCUGUCAAUCUGGUGACCUGAGUUUUGUAUAGACUUUGGUUGAAUUCGAAAGUGAUGGCCAAACACUAAAUUAGUGGGCUUUGGAAUUUCUAUAUAGGUUGGGCUUUUCUUCGCAACAACUUGACGAAGAAUAGAAUAAAGUUAGAUGUUCCAUCAUUCUGUCCGUCCCAAAACGGGAGUUGAACAGAUUAUCCCCUUAAGAAUGGCCAUCACAGUGGUAAGUCUAUUGCUGUUUGUGCAGUUGCCAGCAAUCUUUGCCUCUGAGUUUGUUAUACAGUCAAGGGGAUGUAGCGAUCACAUUGCCUAUUCAAGUUCUCAUGGUCACAAAUUGUUUUACAUAAAUGGGAAUUCAGUGGAAAAAGCUUUCUUCUGCACGGCUUUUCAGACAUACUAUGCAAAUGGUUGCAUUUUGGAAGGCGACCUUGGCAUUUACCAUUGUGCUUUGGACCUUUCACGUGUUGAUUUUCCCUUGAGGACGGUGAGGAAACUUUUGCAGAAGGAGUCAAGGGAUAAAUCUACUUUCGACAACAAAGAAAAGAAAGAUUUUGCAUCUCUGUCUGCGACGACAAAAGUCGGAAUAGCAGCAAGUGGAAUGUUUCUCGCGUGUUGUGUUUUUCUUUGUCCUUGCUUUUUCAAAAAAAGGAGAGAAAGUGCUCACAAAGUUCUUGCAAAGGAGCCAAAUUCAAUGGAUUCAGUUUCUUCUUUUGAAGUGAGUUCUGGUCCUGAAAAGAUCCUGGCCAGUCCACAUCGUGCGCCACCAAGUCCGCAUCGUGUGCCACCAAAUCCACAUCGUGCGCCACCAAGUCCGCAUCGUGUGCCACCAAGUCCACAUCGUGUGCCACCUAGUCCGCGAUUUUCAAUGUCUCCAAAACUCAGUAGACUUGGAUCAGUGCAUCUCAGUUUGAAUCAGAUUGCAAAAGCAACUCGCAACUUCUCUCAAUCACAACAAGUUGGUGAAGGAGGUUUUGGAACUGUAUACAAAGCCCAGCUAGAUGAUGGCCAAGUGGUUUCCAUUAAACGAGCAAAGAAGGAAUACUUUGAGAAUUUACAAACUGAAUUCAGCAGUGAAGUUGAACUGCUUGCCAAAAUUGAUCAUCGAAAUCUCGUAAAGCUACUAGGUUAUGUUGAAGAAGGAAAUGAGCGCCUUAUCAUUACGGAGUAUGUGGCAAACGGUACUCUUAGAGAACAUCUGGAUUGUCAGCAUGGGAAAAUCCUAGAGUUCAACCAGCGACUUGAAAUUGCCAUCGAUGUUGCUCACGCCCUUACCUAUCUUCAUUUAUAUGCUGAAAAGCAAAUCAUCCAUCGAGACGUGAAGUCCUCCAACAUUCUUCUGACAGAAAGCAUGAGAGCCAAAGUGGCAGAUUUUGGAUUUGCAAAGCUUGGCCCGAUGGACUCAGAUCGAACACACAUUUCAACCAAAGUGAAGGGAACUGUCGGUUAUCUUGACCCUGAGUACAUGAAAACCUAUCAACUCACCCCAAAAAGUGAUGUUUACUCGUUUGGGAUCUUACUAAUAGAAAUUUUGACUGGCCGUCGUCCAGUGGAGUUGAAGAGACCUGUUGAAGAGCGGGUGACCCUCAGAUGGGCCUUCAAGAAGUUGAAUGAAGGGCGCGUGGCGGAAAUGGUUGAUCCUUUGAUGGAGGAAAAUAUAGAUGCAGAGGUUCUGAUGAAAAUCUUCGAAUUGGCAAUCCAAUGUGCAGCCCCCAUCCGAGUUGAUCGGCCGGAGAUGAAAUCGGUGGGAGAGCAGUUGUGGACAAUAAGGGCAGACUACCUCAAAAGUGUCAAGAGAGGGCAGUAGAGAAAUCUUUCUCCAUUCUUAUUCCCUCACUGUUGUUUUCAACUUACCAUGUAAAAUUUAAUUUGGUCAGACUCACAGACACAAGUUUGCUUUUCGUUUUGGCCAUUUUCUCGACGUCGUUUUCGCCUUGAACAUACUUUGGAUGUGUAAUUCUUUGAUUACCAAAUCGAAGCAAGUUCCGACAGGGUUCCAA
Malus domestica (apple) is the source of this 2982-nucleotide messenger RNA. The record is from RefSeq and is a predicted model, not a curated record. NCBI's taxonomy places the organism in Eukaryota, Viridiplantae, Streptophyta, Magnoliopsida, Rosales, Rosaceae.